Colletotrichum aenigma is the source of this 2817-nucleotide messenger RNA. RefSeq lists its product as uncharacterized. The transcript has a single exon. The record is from RefSeq and is a predicted model, not a curated record. Lineage: Eukaryota; Fungi; Ascomycota; Sordariomycetes; Glomerellales; Glomerellaceae. The coding region runs from base 1 to 2817 and encodes 938 amino acids.
AUGGAAUACUUCAAAAAGGCCAAAAGCCAAGUCAAGGGAGCAGUCAAGGAGGCCCAGGUCCUGCCACAACAGCUUCAGAGCCAGCAUCAGUAUUCCCAGCCACAAUAUCAGCAACACCAGCCGCAGCAAAACAGCUAUUCAACGACAACAGCACAAUACCCCAACCAUCAACACCAGCCGCCGUAUCCGUACCCCAACUGCCAUUAUGGCAACCCCGGAAACGGUGUGAGCCAGGCUGGACCACCACAGUAUCAUUACGGAGGGCCGCAACAUUCAUACCAUCAUGGACAGCCUACAAACCAGGCACAGCCAGCGAUGUCUCCUGGCCACUAUCCGCAAUACAUGGCAGCUCCUCCACCACAACAGAAUGCCACUUACCAAGCACCACCGCCACCACCAUCAACCGCUCGGCCGCAGCCGCAACCAGAUCUCGGGUAUCAGGGGCAUCAGGGAUAUCACGCUGCUCCUGCUCCUCCGCCUCCGCUGAACUACAAUGGUCACGCAGCGCUCCAGCAGCCAGAGGCAGAGUACACGCCCCAGGAGCCUGGGCGUGGUCAGAUACAGAGUUCUUCUCCAGGUCAGACGUUUGAUAUGACUGCAAUGUCUCAAGCCCUAGGUCCCGGUCCAGGCCAGAGCCGCGAUGCUACACAAGCACAACCCCAGAAUCAGCAGCGCCAAGCUUAUCUCCAGCAAGAUCUGCCAUCGCCGGCAGCCCCUCCGUCCAACGCAACCGCUCUUGUACCAUGUCCCAAGUACGAGAUGGCGUCUUUGGAAGUCGCGUCGUUCUACGUUCUGAGGGACGAGGUUUUGAAUGCACAUCAGUCAUCCCCAGGGAAGAAACGGACGGAUCCUGACGCCUUUGCUAUCUGCAGCGCUUGCUUUGCUAGCGCAGUUGCAUCAACAGGAAGCUCUCAGCUCUCUGCAUGUUUUCGUCAACGAGGGAAAGCAAUACCAAAAAACCCCGAGACACCGAGGCAGUCCUUUGAGCAGCUCGAGUGUCGAUACGCCACCGUGCCGCGCCUGCGAGCGGUCAUAUCUCAGUUUGGCGGACAGCAGAAACCACCAUACGAAAGCUCGGCGAUGAUAGAUUCUCUGGUAUAUCUCGCCAAAUCCAUUUGCGAACUCGGACUCUGUGCCGGGGCAGGGCCGGUCACCGAGGAGACGCCAUACUACACUUCCAGAGCACUCGACCAGCUCGCCGUAUGCGGCACCUGCUUCGAGCAAUCCCUCCGCGGUACUCCCUUCGAGCGGGAGCUGUACCGCUCCGCGCCCAUGUCUGGAUGGGGAUGCGAUGUCCGCGGAAUUCGCGGACACGUCUUCAAGAUGCUCUCGCGGGAGCUGGACGCGGGCCCGCAGCGCAUGUCGUUCGGCCGUUUCGCAGAAGCCACGCGAUCCCGGCUUGCCAUCGGCUGUGCAGGAGAGAACAACCCCAUCUGGCCCGUGGAGUCCUCUGCGCCGCACUACAGUUACGAGCCGCACGACCCGAGCAAGGCGGGUGUGUUCUGCGAGGCGUGCUACUGGGACUUCAUCCACGGCACGACUAUGGACCGGUUCUUCAACAGCCGCGUCCGGCUCGACGAGGAGUUUCGCGGCACCAUUUCGUGUGACCUUGGGGGUGUGGCUUCGCGGUUUGCUAUGCAGUGUGCCGUCAGGUGCGGUGACGACGAGGUCUGGCGCCGUUGCAUCUCGAGAAGGGGAACGCUGCCACCUUGUGUUGGACUCAGGGGUGUCGACGAGGAGGAUUUGCUAGGAAAGAAUGCAGACGACGACUCCUUAUGGUAUUGCUUGGCAGAGCAUCCCUCGAUCGAAGUCUGCCCUUUCUGUUACAACUCGACGGUAGAGCUGCUCGGAGCCAGCCACCUCUUCAAACCAAUCGCCCGUCCUCUUUCCCCCGGCGUGAUACGGUUCUGCUUUCUCUCGAACCCAUCAGAUCACGACGCCGACACAUCAGACAGCGCCAAUUUCGAGAAUACGCUGGUCUGGCGCGGGCUCAUUCUGCGGCGAUGGCUGCACCAAGGCUUCGACUCGCACAGAAUCGACGACUUUGCGGGUUUCCGGAGCGCGGCGGGACUCGUAGCUUCGUGGCCGCCCCCUUGCGGCGGCUCCGAGCGGGCAUUCAAGUCGGGAAGCGGCCGCAAGUGGUUCGGCAACGCCUUCUAUCUCAUUGGCGACGACGAGCAACAUAUCAGUCUCAACAUGUGCGAGGAGUGCAAUGAUGACGUGGUCAAGGGCACAGCGCUCGAGUACGACCUGUCCCACGACAAGACGGCGCGGGCGUACGAGAUCUUCCCGGACGGGCUGACGUGCAACCUCGGGACAUCCCGACGUCUGCGGAACGAGCUAGCCGCGUCGCUGAAGAAGGGCACUUUUGUCGACUUUGCGCAGUACUUCUACAGGCGCAAGGAUGUCUCCGAGCGCAAGAGGGCUAUAGACAAGCUCUGCCAGGAGCAGACUGUUCGGCAACAGCAGAUGCUUGAUGCGGUCAACCUCCAGGGCCAGGCUGCCGCGCUUAAUCUCAUGCAGCAGCUCAACGCCAACACGAAAGCUGUCAUCAUGGGUGUCGGCGGGUCCGUGUCGGCCGCCGCGGCGACGGACUACGGCCAGCGCUUCGGCAACGCGACUGUCGGGUAUGGACACUUGACUCACGGGUCGGCGGCGGCUGCGCAGGCACAUCAUGAUGCGCAAAACAUGGCAGCAAGACAGCGGCAGGGUGUGAGCGCUGCGGACUUUAAGCCUUGCGGUGAUACCUGGGCUGAUACGCAGCAGUUGUUGACCUUGGCCAAGGCCGUCGAGGAGGAGUGGAAGGCUGUCAACUAA